AUGCGGAAGAGCAUGUGGAACCAUCUGUCUGGCGAUGGUCACAGCCCUCAAGAUGAAGAGGUGACGUCAGAACAAGCAUUGGAACGACAACAAUCAGUAUCUGAGGAGGCUCCGAAAACCACAGGAAUAUGCCCUUUUCUGCGCCUUCCUACUGAACUUCGCCUGCAGAUCUACGGCUACACCGACAUCGCAGGCCACACUAUUGAGGUCCUCAAUCUACCUGUCCUGCAGACCCAACAAGGCAUAAAAUGCUAUCGUACCUACAGCACCAACCCAAUCAGCCACCACCUCGUGUAUCGACUUGAGCACGAAAACGACAUCCCAGCUCCGACAAAACGAAAGCGCUGCUUCAGCGUCGAGGGCCUGUUCAGCUUAACAAGUGUAUGCAGACAGACCCGCGCAGAAACUCAUCUGUCGGUCUACAAACUCAACAGCUUCGCCUUCUCGGUCGAGUACUUCAACUACGGCAGAGCCAUUCACGCAUUCACCCACCCUCUACCCGAGCGGGAGGUCUCGUCUAUCCACUGCCUAUACUGGCCUUUGCUGCAGGCACGUGUCUUCCAGCAGAGCCUGCACGAUGCGCGUAUCGAGGGGUCUGGAUGGACUUGUGUGGAGGAGCUCAGGGCUCUGAAGGGAUUGAAUAAGGUGGUGCUUCGCCACAAAGCAACGGAUGUUGAGAAAACGCCGGACGAGUAUAGCGAAGAUGAGGCAAAGGAGCUCGAAAGCUUGUUCGCGGUGAGAAGUGGGGCUGAGUACAUUGUCGAGAGGCAGUUUCGUAGAACGCUGGCUGUGAGGGGUAUGGCGAAGCUUGUUGGUUCGGAGAGGGUGGAGCUGGUGUGUCAGAAGACGUGGCGUGCAGCGUUCUGA
Molecule: messenger RNA, 867 nt
Organism: Ascochyta rabiei
Lineage: Eukaryota; Fungi; Ascomycota; Dothideomycetes; Pleosporales; Didymellaceae
Exons: 2
Coding region: 1-867 (288 amino acids)
Source: RefSeq, a predicted model, not a curated record